Messenger RNA from Peromyscus maniculatus bairdii (prairie deer mouse), 471 nucleotides. Lineage: Eukaryota; Metazoa; Chordata; Mammalia; Rodentia; Cricetidae. The record is from RefSeq and is a predicted model, not a curated record.
AUGGACAUGAUGUUAUUUCCAUUGUUGCUUCUGGCUGCUGUAUUACCUCCAUCCCUUCUUCAAGUAUUUGUUAAAGAUAUGAAUUUUGAGGAUUUGAUAACCUCUAAAGAGUCAGUCCAAGAAGAGAUUGUAAACAAGCACAACCAACUGAGAAGAAUGGUUUCUCCACCUGGUAGUGACUUACUAAAGAUGCAAUGGAGUAAUGAUGCCCGAGUGAAUGCACAGAAAUGGGCAAAUCGGUGCUAUUACACACCCAGUCUUCAAGGAGACAGGACCACCGUUGUUUAUGGUCACAUGCUAGUGGGGUUAGAAGCAGUGUCAAAAAGUUCUACAUCACACCAGGUUCCUCCUGGUGUCCAUAGGUUCUUUGAUGCCUUCAUUUUGAUACCAAGCUCCUUGGCCUCAGCCAAGCCUUCUGCAUCCUCAUCAUCUUGCAAACUCUCAAAGGUGACAAAGAAGAAACUUCUCUGA